CUUGAUCAAUCAAUUAAUUUCAUCAGUAUUUUAAUCGAUCAGGCCAGUGCUGUAGCAAUGCAUCACUUCAUUUCCAUGAUGUUUUCACUGCUAGUCAUUACUGGGCUGCAGGUGAGCGUUCAGUCCGCAGGAAGACGUCCUGAGCGGAGCGUCAACAGACAUUACAGAUCGGAGCUGACUGUGCCGAAUGGAAGGGGAUGGGGGUCGUGGGGUCACAGGGAAAUGUGUCCAAGUGGAACGUACGCCGCAGGGUUUAGUCUAAAGGUGGAAGAUCCCAUUGGUCAUUGGGAUGAUACUGCACUCAACGGGAUACGCCUUCACUGUGUUCAUACGUCUACAGGCUUAACACACUCAUAUUACAACUACGUCUCAGUUGGGUCAGAUGUAGGCAGCUGGGGUCGUUGGACAGAUAUCAAAUGGUGUCCUUUUGGAUUCUUGACUGCUUUUCACCUGAGAGUUGAAGUGCCUCAAGGAAAGGGUGACGACACAGCCGCAAACAACAUCAGGUUCAUAUGCAGUCAAGGGCAUUUACUGCUGGGUGACGGCACACACUGGGGCGACUGGGGCGACUGGAGCCAAACAUGUCAAGGAAAGGGAAUUUGUGGUAUCAAGACGCGGAUAGAAAAGCCGCAAGGACGCGGAGACGACACCGCUCUCAAUGACGUGCGCAUGUUCUGCUGCAAUUAAGGUGUUAGAGAACGACAACAAGAACUGCAAGAAGAUCAGAUGGAUCAUAAUAAUUGAUCAGCAUACUGUUAUGAGCUCUCAUGAACCAUGUCAUACAACACCUAGUCAUUAACACAAAAUAAAGCAUGUGAUCAGGACCUCAACACAAAGCAGAGGUCGACUGUACAUCAUCUCAUUUAUUACAUGGCAAUGCAAAGUGUGUUUUAUCAGUUCAAUCUCUGUAUACUCGACAUUAACUGUAAAGCUGUCAACCCGGUUACCUGUCAUUUUUCUGAGGGCAUAAUUAUAU
This is a messenger RNA of Sinocyclocheilus rhinocerous, 976 nucleotides long. Its product is annotated as vitelline membrane outer layer protein 1-like. The transcript is spliced from 5 exons. The coding region runs from base 58 to 687 and encodes 209 amino acids. The record is from RefSeq and is a predicted model, not a curated record. NCBI's taxonomy places the organism in Eukaryota, Metazoa, Chordata, Actinopteri, Cypriniformes, Cyprinidae.